This is a messenger RNA of Fomitopsis serialis, 4737 nucleotides long. RefSeq names its product tricalbin. Lineage: Eukaryota; Fungi; Basidiomycota; Agaricomycetes; Polyporales; Fomitopsidaceae. The transcript has 22 exons. Gene Ontology annotation, molecular function: lipid binding. Bases 111 to 4496 code for a protein of 1461 amino acids. The record is from RefSeq and is a predicted model, not a curated record.
CCUGUUUCGUUCCUUAUUGAAGGUCUUCGCCAACCUCAUUCCCGCCACGCUCCUUCUGUUGCAUAUACCCUACCAUCCUAUAGUUAUUCACCCCGUCGUCGUCGCCCACCAUGCCCGGCGACGUUUCCUCAUCAUCACAAGCCCAGGCCCAGGUCAACGGCAUCGUUAAGGACGAUGCUGCCAAGAACCGCGUACCAGUACACACUUUCGACCCGAACGCGUCCCCCGAAGCGAAGGGCGUUGCUGCUGGUAAAGGCAAAGACAAGCUGAAGCGCGACAGAGACGACGAGGGUGCCGGUGAGAAAGAGAUUCCUGUCGACAACGGUGCCCCCAAUGUCGUACCUACCAUCACCAUCGAAGACAUGUCCACUGAGCCAGAAGGAGAAGUGGAGCACUCCGGAGAGAAUGCUGCUACCGAUGCAGAGAUACCUGGAUCCAUGCCGUCAGGACCCGCAUCAGUCAUACCAGAGUGGUACAAGGUCGGUUGGCGGGAAGUCGGCGGCAUCGACGCCCAACAUGCGCCCGAAGGAGAGGAGAAGGACAGGUUUGUCCUACAGGCCUUCAUUAAGGAACAAUACUAUGGCGAAUGGUAUCACAAUGCGGCCAUCAUCGUUGUGUCCGUAAUAGUGUCGCAUUUUAUGACGCGCUUCAACUUCGGCUGGGGCUGGCUUUUCGUCCUCCUCGCAUUUUGCAACACCUACUAUGCGACGUCCAUGACGCGCGUCCGGCGGCACGCGCGGGACGACAUCCAGCGCGAGCUGGUGAAGACGCGGCUCGACACUGAUUUCGAGUCCGCAGACUGGAUUAACAACUUCCUCGACCGAUUCUGGCUCAUCUACGAGCCGGUGCUCUCGCAGACGAUCAUUGCUUCCGUCGAUCAGAUUCUGAGCACGAACUGCCCCUCGUUCCUGGAGAGCCUCCGGAUGAGCACGUUCACGCUCGGCACGAAGGCGCCGCGCAUCGACAUGGUGAAGACGAACCCGCGUACUGCGGACGACGUCGUGCUGAUGGAUUGGGGGAUCUCGUUCAACCCGAACGACGACAGCAAUCUCACAAAGAAGCAGGCCGAGGACAAGGUCAACCCGAAGAUCGUUUUGUCUGUGCGGGUUGGCAAGGGCAUUGCGAGCGCGACCAUACCGAUCCUGCUGGAGAACAUCGAGUUCACUGGUGUGCUCCGUGUGCGUAUGAAGCUGAUGACGACGUUCCCGCACGUUCAGCUCGUGGAUUUAUCAUUCACGGAGAAGCCUCACUUCGAUUGGAUACUGAAGCCAAUUGGAGGUGAAACUUUUGGUUUCGACAUCGGAUUUAUCCCCGGUUUGUCCUCGUUCAUCCGCGAAAUGGUGCAUGCCACUUUGAGUCCGAUGAUGUACGACCCGAAUGUCUUCACCCUCAACCUCGAGCAACUCCUUUCUGGCGCACCGCUCGACACUGCAGUCGGAGUGUUGCAGGUCACCGUGCAAUCCGCGCGAGGUUUGAAGGGUACCAAGAUCGGCGGCGGUACACCUGACCCGUAUGUCAGCUUGAGCAUCAACAACAGGUCAGAGCUAGCGAGGACGAAGCACAAGGGCAACACUGUCAACCCGACAUGGAUGGAGACGAAGUUCCUCCUCGUCAACAACCUCACGGAGUCGCUGAUUCUUUCCCUUAUGGAUUACAACGACCACAGAAAGGACUCGGAGAUUGGGAGCGCUUAUUCGACGCUGGAAGGUCUCGAGGCUCCUAUUUUGAAGGACGGAAAGGAGAAGGGUAGCAUGAGGUUCGACGUGACCUUCCACCCUGUCCUCAAGCCUGAGGUCGACUCCGGAGGGAAGGAGUUACUGCCCAUGGAUACCAAGGUCGGCAUCCAAGUCGUCGUCCGGCGAUCUGAACCCCUUCCUGCGGUGUACACUGGCACCAACGCCACGCCCAUCUUCACGACCAACAAGGUCAAGCAUACGAACAACCCUGUCUGGGAUGCGUCCACCGAGUUCCUGUGCACGGAUCGCGGCUCGUCCGUCGUCACCAUCAAAGUCGUCGACGACCGCGACUUCCUCAAAGACCCUAUCAUCGGCUACUUGAGCGUACGCCUGGAAGACUUGCUGCAGGCGGCGCAGGACAAGGAGCGCGACUGGUGGCCUCUGAGCCAUUGUAGGAGCGGACGGCCACUGAAUAUGCCUGGCAGCGUCCAUGGUGCGGAUCAGUAUGUGGCGCCCAUCGGCGUGGUGAGACUCUGGCUGAAGAAGGCGACGGACGUGAAGAACGUCGAGGCUGCGCUGGGAGGGAAGAGCGAUCCAUAUGUGCGAGUGCAGAUCAACAACAUCACGCAAGGCCGCACUGAAGUGGUAAACAACAACCUGAACCCUGAGUGGGACCAGAUCAUCUACAUUCCUGUGCAUUCACUGAAGGAGACCAUGAUGCUUGAGUGCAUGGACUAUCAACAUCUCACCAAGGACCGCUCACUCGGGAACGUUGAGCUGAAAGUGGCCGAACUGGCCAAGCCUGCAGAGGGAGACUUCCUUUUCGCAUCUACCGGCCGGAAGGCCGCGGAGGAGCCCAUCAUGUUGGACCACGGCUCAUUCAAAGGCAAGCUGCACUACGAGGCUGAGUUUGUGCCCGCUAUUCCUGUCAAGGGUAUCGGUUUCGAGUCCGUCCAGAAUGAAAUCGAACAGGCGACCAAGCGCACGAGCAUGACCGACACUGAGAGUGGUACAUUCGCAGACGAUCGUUCGUCGACAUCUUCCCUGCGCCGCGAGCGUGCCGCAUCGAACGUGAUCGAGGGCGUUACGGCAUCGAGGCCACUGGGCGCGAGCGAGAAGCCAGAGCAGGACGUGGAGAACGGAGCUGCGCCAGAAGCCCCUGCAGAGCCGGCCACCAACGGCGAUGUUCCCGAAGAACACCGUCCCGAGGAGGAAGGUUUGGAGCUCUCGAAGGAGGAGCUUCUCAAGUACCAGUCUGGUAUUAUCAUGUUCAAUGUCAUCUCUGGGCAGCUGCACAAGAAGGCGCGCUUGGAGGUCCUCUUGGACGACGCAUACUGGCCUGCGUUUAGUACCGUGCGCCCGCGCAGCUCUAAAGCGCAUUGGGAGUAUAUUGGCGAAGGGUUUGUCAAGGAGCUUGACUUCGGACGUGUUUGGCUGCGCCUCAAUGAAGCCGAUGAGGGCGACAAGGACGAUGUCAUCGCUGAGUGGAAGGGCGAUGCGAAACCGUUCUUGGAGCGCGCGAUGGACGGCCCAACAUCAUUCGAGCUCCUGCACUCUGGCGACGAGGACAAGAAAUCUGUCGUACAGCUUGAGGCCCGGUAUCUCCCUGUUCCUGUCAAGCUGGAGCCCAGAGAGAGCGUGAACAACCAGGGGAUGCUCCGUGUUGACCUUCUUGAUGCUCAUGAUCUUCUUGCCGUGGACAGAGGAGGGAAAUCUGAUCCGUUUGCUGUGUUCCAACUCAACGGACAUAAGGUCUACAAGUCUCAGACCAAGAAGAAGACGCUCAACCCGGAGUGGAACGAGGAUUUCGUUGUGCAAGUGCCAUCCCGUGUUUCAGCGGAUUUCAUCGUCGACGUGUACGAUUGGGACCAGCUUGGGAAGGCAGACAUCCUUGGGUCCGGCAAGAUCAACCUUGCAGACAUCGAACCUUUCAACUCGGUGGAACACGUCGUUCAGUUGUCGUUGCCCAAGAAUGGCCAGAAGGGCUCUAUCAGGAUACGUCUGCUCUUCCAGCCUGAAAUCAUUGUCAAGUCUCGCAAGAACACCUCGACCUUCUCGGCCGCAGGUCGCGCUAUGACACAAAUCGGCCAUAUGCCUACUGGCGUGGUCUUGGGCGCGGGCAAGGGUGUUGCUCAUGUCGGCUCUGAUCUCAAGGGCAUUUUCAAGAGCAAGGAUCAUGCGAAGUCUCAAGCAUACGAGGUUGAUAGUGACCGAGGAUCGGUGGCCGAAUUACCUGCUGGCCAGUCAUCUCAACCGAUCAACGGAACGGGCCCCAUGUCGGCGGCGGCGUUCCCCACAAGCCCUAACCUGAACGGGGAUGGCUCCCUGAACGGCCUUGGUUCGGAUCGCGGGACUUUGCGCGUCGUUGUGAUGGAGGCCAAGGACAUGUUGGCGAGCGAUGUCAAGCCCUACGUUGUCUUACGCGUUGGUGACAAGGAACAUAAGACGAAGCAUUCGCACAAAACGGCGACACCGGAGUGGAAUGAGUCAUUUACCUUCUCUGCCGCCCCUGCGACGCAACCAAAAAUGCAUGCAUGGAUAUACGAUCAUAAGACACUUGGGAAAGACAAGCUACUCGGUUCUGCUGAGAUCGAUCUUUGGCGCCACCUGCCUACCGACUCUGGAGUUGCGUCUGCGGAGGUUCACGCCGAACUACGCGAAGGACAGGGCCUCCUGCGGAUGCGUCUGGAGUUUGACCCAGAAGGCAGCAGCCCGUCACGCUCCCGCACCUCGAUGCAUUCGUUGGUGGGCACCACUGCCCCCGUCUCGCCCUCGAGAUUCAGCCUGAGUCGACGGCGAGGCGCUGAUCGCGACGAUUAAGGCCUCGAAAUCGGACGGACCUUGAUUAUAUUCUCUAUCUGAUUCAUCUCUUUUCUUCAAUCGACAUCGUCUACAUCCCACCAUGCGUUGAUUAUUAGCAGCAUUUGUACUAUUUGGACAUUACAGCAUCCUAUAUCCAUCGUUAGUCGUUACGAUAGCAUGGUGCGAUGUGCCAUGGUUAACUCUAUUCUCGGACCACGUAAUGAAGAACGGGCUAACAUCAUGAUCGUCCAAUUGCUAU